Pollicipes pollicipes is the source of this 927-nucleotide messenger RNA. RefSeq names its product thyroid receptor-interacting protein 11-like. Bases 156 to 719 code for a protein of 187 amino acids. Lineage: Eukaryota; Metazoa; Arthropoda; Thecostraca; Pollicipedomorpha; Pollicipedidae. Gene Ontology annotation, biological process: endoplasmic reticulum to Golgi vesicle-mediated transport; Golgi organization. Gene Ontology annotation, molecular function: small GTPase binding. The transcript is spliced from 5 exons. The record is from RefSeq and is a predicted model, not a curated record. Gene Ontology annotation, cellular component: Golgi apparatus.
CGGCGCAACUGACACAGCACGUGGACGCGCUCAAGACCCAACUGAAGGAAGCCAGCGAGGGUCUGGCCGCAGCGAACCGGCUCAACGAGCAGCUAGAUCGCAAGGAGGAGCUGAUAGUGGCUCUGAAGGCGGACGUGGAAGCCAAGGUGGACGCCAUGGUUCGUCUGCAGGCAGAGAUGGAGGAGCUCAAGGGCAACACGUCCGGAAAAGUUGACAAGUCGCUGGUCAAGAACCUGGUGGUGGGGUACGUAGCGGCGCCGGCCGGCCACGAGCGCGAGGUGCUGCGCGUCAUCGCCACCGUGCUCGACUUCUCGCGCGAGGAGCGCGCGCGCGCGCGGCUCGACCCGGCGCCGAGCGCGCCCGGCCCCGGCCCGGCCGGCGCGUCGCUCAGCCAGGCGUUCGUACGCUUCCUGGAGGCCGAGUCGACGCCGCGCCGGCCGGCCACGCUGCCCGCGGAGAAGAUGGCGCAGGAGGCGGUCCGGCGCACGGAGGCGCGCACGCACCGCUCCCAGGCGUCGCCGAUACCGGCGACCGCGGCGCGCACCACGCCGCCGCCGAGCCACUCGCGGCAAAGCUCGACCUCGUCCAACCUGCUGCUGUCGCUGUCGGAGCAGCAGCCGGCCGAGCCGGCCGCCAGCAGCAGCAGUGUCCUGCGCGCCAUCAUCGGAGACGGCGGCGGCGCGGAGCAGACAGACGUGCCGCGACCUGCCGAGCCGUGACAGGCGCAUCUGGGCCGCGCCGACGACAGCGCCAGAGCGGGCGGCAGCGGGCGGCGCAUCUGGCGUCGCUUGCCCGGGAAUUACGUGCGAUGAGAAUGCUUUAUAUGUAUGUCUUCGCGGAAUAAUACGCUGUUGACUAUAUGGUGCUCGCAAUGUUAUUUUUAUGAAAGUGAUAGCUGUAAUUGGUGAAAUAAAUUAUCCGAUGCAU